Trichomycterus rosablanca is the source of this 1008-nucleotide messenger RNA. Its product is annotated as CMP-N-acetylneuraminate-beta-galactosamide-alpha-2,3-sialyltransferase 1-like. The transcript has 7 exons. The record is from RefSeq and is a predicted model, not a curated record. Gene Ontology annotation, biological process: sialylation. Gene Ontology annotation, cellular component: membrane. Bases 1 to 1008 code for a protein of 335 amino acids. Lineage: Eukaryota; Metazoa; Chordata; Actinopteri; Siluriformes; Trichomycteridae. Gene Ontology annotation, molecular function: beta-galactoside (CMP) alpha-2,3-sialyltransferase activity.
AUGCACCUGGGACUGAUAAAACUGUUAACUGAUUACACAGGGCUCAUCGCUACCGACUCUGUGCGUCAGGAACUGGUCAUUAUGGCCGUGCUGGUGGCGUGCAUGCUCGUGUACACACACAUCGCUCUAAAUGUAACCUUUAACAUGCCGGUAGGGAUGUUUUCCACCAGGCCGUGCGCGUGUCUAAAACGCUGUUUAAAAGAAGAGCAGAACUCCUGGUUUGCGGAGCGCUACAACAGCAGCGUCCCUAAAUUACUGAACAGAAGGAACAGCGACCUCAGCAACUCCACCAAACGCUGGUGGCUGAGACUUCAGAAUAACAGAAGUAACUACAGCGCAGUCAUAGAGCCCCUGUUCUCCAUGUUCCCUGAUAAGGAACACUACACUGACGCUGGACCUGACCGCUGCAGGACCUGCGCUGUGGUGGGAAACUCGGCCAACCUGCUGGAAUCCAAAUACGGCGCUUUAAUAGACACCCAUGACUUCAUAUUCAGGAUGAACAUGGCUCCAACUGCAGGCUACGAAACGGACGUCGGAUCAAAAACCACGCAUCGAUCCAUCUACCCCGAGAGCGCCGUGGACUUCGACAACUCCACCCAUCUACUGAUGCUGCCGUUUAAAGUUUUGGACCUGGAGUGGCUCAUCAGUAUCUUCACCACCCAAAAUAUAACACGCACGUAUAAGAGAGUGAGAAGAACAAUAAAAGCACAGAAAGAGAAUGUGAUGAUUUUGAACCCUGAGUUUAUAAAAUAUGUCUAUGACAGUUGGCUGAGGAAAAAUGGAAAAUACCCAUCAACCGGCUUCAUCAUACUCAUGCUGGCCACGCACAUCUGUGACCAGGUGAAUGUGUUUGGAUUCGGGGCCAACAAAGAAGGAAAAUGGUUACAUUACUUUGAAAAAAGGCAUCGCCCCAAUCUCAACGGGGGUGUGCACCGUGGGUCCGCUGAAUUCAACAUCCUCCUGGAACUCGAAAAAAGAGAGAUGAUCCAUUAUUAUAGAGGAUGGUAA